Messenger RNA from Equus quagga, 954 nucleotides. RefSeq names its product phosphatidylethanolamine binding protein 4 (gene PEBP4). The record is from RefSeq and is a predicted model, not a curated record. The coding region runs from base 168 to 839 and encodes 223 amino acids. The transcript is spliced from 7 exons. Lineage: Eukaryota; Metazoa; Chordata; Mammalia; Perissodactyla; Equidae.
ACAGCACAGCCCUGCUCUGACAGAGGCGGGCCUCAGCCAGGACUGCAACUCGAGUCCUGCUUGGAGCAGGCCCAGGGCCUCCCAGGGCGCUUGUGUCCAGGUGGCAGGUUAGCUGUCGGGGCCCAGGCAGCAGCCCGUCCUUCUCCCUCUGCUUCUCCGAGGUGCCCAUGGGCUGGACAAUGAGGCUGGCUGUGGCAGCCCUGUUCCUGGGCGUCACGAUGGUGGCGACUGAAGACGAGGACGAAAACGACCCGUGCGUCUAUGAGGCCCUGCCUGACAACGAUGCUGUCCUCUGCAAGGGCCUUGAGGUUUUCUACCCAGAGCUGGGGAACGUCGGGUGCAUGUUUGUUCCUGUCUGCAACAACUAUAGACAGAAGAUCACCCACUGGCCCGAGCCCAUCGUCAAGUUCCCCUGGGCCAUGGAGGGUGCAACCUACAUCCUGGUGAUGGUGGAUCCGGAUGCCCCUAGCCGAUCUUCUCCCAGUGCCCGAUUCUGGAGACAUUGGCUGGUGACAGACAUCAAGGGCAUUGACCUAAAGAAAGGGAAGAUUCAAGGCCAGGAGCUAACGGCCUAUCAGCCUCCCUCCCCACCAGCACAAAGUGGCUUCCAUCGCUACCAGUUCUUCAUCUAUCUUCAGGAAGAAAAGACCAUCUCUCUCCUUCCCAAAGAAAACAAAACUCGAGGCUCUUGGAAAAUGGACAGAUUUCUGAACCGCUUCCACCUGAACGAACCUGAAGCAAGCACCCAGUUCAUGACCCAAAAUUACCAGGACUCGCCAAUUCUCCAGGCUCCUGAUCAAGGAAGCAGUGAGCCCAAGAACAAAACCAAGCCGAGAUAACUGCCUGCCAGACCUUGGGCUUCACCGGCAGGUGUGUGUCCCCAUUGCCACCACCAAUGGUCUGGUGUGGAACCCCUUCUCAUCAAAAUUUUAAAAAAAGAUCAUCCAGCGCUUA